AUGCUGUUCGUGAUGACGUGUGCGUGUGUGGACUACUGGGGCUCCGUGCUGCCUCUGCUCUCGCCACUCAAGGGCAUCUCCUUCUUCCCCCUGCACGGCAAGCUCAAACAGUCAAAGCGCGAUGCAGCAGUGGCGGCAUUCCGCAAGGCGGAGCGGGGAGUGCUCAUCUGCACGGAUGUGGCAGCCAGGGGCCUCGACAUUCCCGCCGUGCACUGCAUCCUGCAGUACGACCCCCCCCAGGACCCCCGCGCGUUCGUGCACCGCGCAGGCCGCACGGCACGCAUGGGCCGAGAGGGGUCUGCCCUCGUGUGGCUGCUGCCUAAGGUCCCCCGCGCGUUCGUGCACCGCGCGGGGGCGCACGGCACGCAUGGGCCGAGAGGGGUCCGCACUUGUGUGGCUGCUGCCAAAGGUAAGGGGUGGGGGGUGGCCCGGGAGGAUGCAUACCCGGAGUAUCUGCGGUUGCAAGGAGUGCCUGUGGUGGUGGAACCCCCUGCUCCCGAUGCUGUCGACGUCAUUCCACAGCUGAGGGAAGCAUCGCGGAAGGAUCGAGCAGUGGUGGAGAAGGGUGUGCGGGCGUUUGUGUCGUUUGUGAGGGGCUACAAGGAGCACCACUGCAACUACAUCUUCAGGUUUCAAGAGCUGGAGAUGGGUGCAGUGGCCAUGUCGUACGGUGUUCUCAAGAUCCCUCGCAUGCCGGAAACCCGCCACCAUCCGCGCCUCUUUGACGGGUUCGAGCCCGACAAGACUGUCGAUGUGGCCACGCUCAAAUACAAGGAUAAGAACCGGGAGAAGCAGCGACAGCAGUUUCUGAAGCAGCAGCAGGAAGGUCUCGAGAACCCUCAAAACGGAGAGAAGCCUAAUAAGAAGAGCGCGGGAGGAGGAUGA
Messenger RNA from Closterium sp. Yama58-4, 885 nucleotides. Lineage: Eukaryota; Viridiplantae; Streptophyta; Zygnematophyceae; Desmidiales; Closteriaceae. The record is from the annotation of a GenBank genome assembly.